AUGUCUAUGAUCACAGCGACGACCUGGGUGCCGCGCGGAUUCGCGGCGCCCUUCCCCUCAAGAUAUCAAUUCGACGAGGACGAGUAUGAGCGGAUAUCGAAGCUUGCGAAUCUGCAACUAGAGGAUGCAAAGGAAGAGCUCGAGGAGGCGCAGGCUGAGGCCAAGACCAAGAGCAAUGGGACUUCAGGCAAGACGUCAAAAGCAAAGGACGACGAUGAUGCCGACGACGACGAUCUGAAAGAGUACGACCUCGAACACUACGACGAUGAAGUCGCAGAAGACCAGGGCGAUACCAUGGCCAUGUUCGGAAAUGCCAAGAACCUAGUAUUCCACGAGAACGACGAGGCCGACCCGUACAUCACAAUGCAGGGUGGGGAGGAGGAAGACGACGAAGAGCGGGAAGAGCUACAGAUUCUGGCCACAGACAACCUAGUACUGGCGGGCCGGAUAGAAGACGAGGUUGCACAUCUGGAAGUCUAUGUUUACGAGGACGAAGACGACAAUCUCUAUGUGCACCACGAUAUCAUGCUGCCCGCGAUUCCGCUAGCUGUCGAGUGGCUAGAUCUACCCGUUGGAAAGUCGAUUGGCACACAAGACGGCAAAGGCAACUACGUUGCUAUCGGAACCAUGGACCCAGAUAUUGAGAUUUGGAAUCUGGACGUGGUAGACAGCAUGUAUCCAGAUGCUAUUCUGGGUCAAGGUGCUGAAGAUGCAGCCAACGCAGAUAGGCUGAGAAAGAAGAAGAAGAAGAAGUCGAAGAAGGUCAAUGACGAGUUCCACGUCGAUUCCGUCCUCGCCCUUGCCGCCAACCGUCACCACCGAAAUUUGCUUGCCUCUGCAUCCGCGGAUAAAACCAUCAAGCUAUGGGACUUGAACACGACCAAAUGUGCCAAGUCAUACACCUACCACACAGACAAAGUGUGCUCUGUUGCGUGGCACACGGUCGAGUCCACGGUGCUACUAAGUGGAAGUUACGACCGGACAGUCGUGGCAUCUGACAUGCGAGCACCCGAUGCGAAGGUCCCACGAUGGGGUGUUGAGAGUGACGUCGAGACUGUUCGGUGGAAUCCUCACGACCCGAACUACUUCUAUGUGUCUACCGAGAAAGGAAUGAUACAUUACCACGACAUCCGCAAUGCACCAAAGGACCCAUCGGCCUCGAAACCAGUUUGGGUACUGCAAGCCCACGACGAGUCUAUCUCUUCGUUCGACAUCAACCCGGUGAUUCCCGGCUACCUGGCCACAGGAUCAACCGAUAAGCAAGUCAAGCUAUGGAACAUCCAGGAGAGUGGACCGAGCAUGGUGGUUUCGCGAGAUAUUGGUGUUGGACGCGUGUUCUCGACAACAUUCGCACCCGAUAAAGAAGUAGGGUUCCGCCUGGCAGUUGCCGGGAGCAAAGGAGCGGUACAGAUCUGGGACACGAGCACGAAUGCAGCAGUACGUGCUGCGUUCGCGAACAAGGUGACGUUGCCUCAGAUGAAGCAUGACGGAAAGGAGCGUCUCGUCGGCUUGGAUGAGCCCGACACUGAUUCAGACACUGAAGAGGGAGAGAGUGAUGAUGGCGGCGAAGAGGAGAAUGGCGACGAGAAGGGCUGGGAGUCGAUGGAAGAGUAG
Messenger RNA from Cucurbitaria berberidis CBS 394.84, 1614 nucleotides. Its product is annotated as WD40 repeat-like protein. Gene Ontology annotation, molecular function: protein binding. The transcript has 3 exons. The coding region runs from base 1 to 1614 and encodes 537 amino acids. Gene Ontology annotation, cellular component: nucleus. NCBI's taxonomy places the organism in Eukaryota, Fungi, Ascomycota, Dothideomycetes, Pleosporales, Cucurbitariaceae. Gene Ontology annotation, biological process: rRNA processing. The record is from RefSeq and is a predicted model, not a curated record.